AUGGCAGCUGCGAUGAUGAACCUUGCAGAAAUGGCGGUCAGACCUUCCGCACCAGCCGGUGCCGUGGUGGCUGCAUCUCGCUCAGGCUCCUCCUCUCGAGUAGCCACGCCAGUCUUACCACCACUUCAGCCUCAGAAACCACACUCACAUCGCCAAGCAUCCGUUCAACAGAAUCCGGAACAUGUGCAGCUAGCUUCAAUGCCAGAACAGGAACCUUCUGAGAUGGGAGAUAUGGCGAGAUGGCGUCUCGUGUUCAGCGCGCUUUUUCACGCCAACGGGUUGGCAGAGGAGCCGGUGGAGAUCCCUAGGUCUGGUGGUCGUGUUGGAAUUUUAGGGCAAUCUGAGACGGUGGAGAUUCCUGCUCACUUCAGUGUGCAGCGUGAAGGCCUGCAGGGCACGCAUUAUUUACUGGAUGGCAGCCUGCUUCCCCUAGUUUCCAUGACCGAAGAAGAGACAAGGGUGGAUGUGGAAGAAGCUAACGGCAGAAAGUUCCCCCAUCAGCAUGUACUAGGAGUUGCCACCUCGGACCCACCUGGUAGCACCCAGCUUCAGACAAAUUUAGAGCCAAAGAAGGAUCGUGAGCUGAGGGACGACUACUAUGUGAAUGUGGGGUACGCCAUCAGAACGCUACGAGAGGAGCUGCCUACUCUAUUCUACCGGGACAUGACUUAUGACAUCUACAGGGAGGACAUAACCUUCCAGGAUCCCAUGAACACAUUCAAGGGCAUCGACAACUACCGCCUCAUCUUCAAGGCGUUGCGCUUCCACGGCAAGUUUUUCUUCAAGGCGCUCUGUGUGGACGUGCUGCGCGUGUGGCAGCCCAACGAGCGCACCAUCCAGAUCCGCUGGUCCGUCCGCGGCAUCCCCCGCCUCCCCUGGGAGGCCCACGGCCGCUUCGACGGCACCUCAGAGUAUAAGCUGGAUAGUUCUGGGAAGAUCUACUCUCACAAGGUGGAUAAUAUUGUUAUGAGCGACCCUCCGAAGUAUCAGCCAUUGACGGUAAUGGAGCUGCUGCGACUGUCAGGGGCGCAGACCACUCCCACCAUCUCGUGCUCCUGCAGAGUUUCACCAUCAGGGUAUGACGGGCCAGGGCUGCCGUCGUUUCACCGGCUGUUGGCGGAAGGAGCGGUGUUUCUGGCUAUGUCGUCUGGGCCGUCCGUGGCGGAAGAGACGGUGUCGCUCGUUCAGGCGUCCGAUAAAGGCAUUGGCCUCGCCUUUGUGGAGCAGCUGCUGAAGCGGCAGCCGACCGGCCGCGUCAUUGCCACGUGUCGAGAUCCGAUGGGCGCGCAGCACCUGGACGCACUGCACGACCAGAGCGGUGGGCGGCUGGAUGUGAUGCAACUGGAUGUGACUAAAGAGGAUACCAUUGAGGCUGUAGCAGCAGCAGUGCGGCAGAAGUACGGCAAGCUGGACCUGCUGCUGAACGUGGCGGGGGUGCUGCACCGCCCCAACGAGCUACAGCCAGAGAGCAGUCUGCACUGGCUGUGCCAGGACGCCAUGCUGCUGGCCUACCGAGUCAACGCCAUGGGUCCCAUGCUCGUGCUCAAGCACAUGAUGCCAUUACUGGUGACAGGCGGCCACACCAACCCCAAUCGCCCGUUUUCCAUAGUGGCCAACAUGAGCUCUCGCACGGGGUCGAUUUCUGAUAACCACAUUGGGGGUUGGUACUCCUACCGCGCCUCUAAAGCUGCUCUCAACCAAUUCACCAAGACGGCAGCAGUGGAGUUGGCCGCCCAGAAGAGCCCAGUGGUGGCGGUGCUGCUACACCCCGGCACUGUAGACACCGACCUUACUCGCCCGUUCACUGCACACUUGCCGGCCGAUAAGAUUUUCACACCCGAUUUCGCUGCCGAGCAGCUACUGGGUGUUCUAGAUGGGCUGGGCGAGAAGGACAAUGGGCGGUUUAUCGCUUAUGAUGGCACUGAUGUGGCGUGGUGA
Molecule: messenger RNA, 1938 nt
Organism: Closterium sp. Yama58-4
Lineage: Eukaryota; Viridiplantae; Streptophyta; Zygnematophyceae; Desmidiales; Closteriaceae
Source: the annotation of a GenBank genome assembly